CUCAUAUCAGCCUAAAUGGAGGCAUGCCGACUUCACAAGUUGUUGAAUGCAUCACAGACGCAUACUUAUGUCUCGCUUACCGUUGGAGCCAACACGGCUCCUGGGUAGUUCACAUCGCCCGUCGUCGUUCAACCAACUGCAAAAAACUCCUUAUGGACCACAUCAAGCUGACGUCUCCACAUGACACAGUCAACAAUCCAUAUUUAGCAGCCUUCCUCUUCUCUAUUCGUAACCCUUUUCUCUUGCUUCUUUUCGGCCUUCUCGAUAUACACAUACAAGCAUGUGCCAAACGGACCCUCUUCGCCAAGCUAGUGCAAAAGUGGCACUUUGGCCCCCCAUCCAGGAUGCCAUGAUGCUUCAGAUUUGUCGCAGAACUAGGGGUCUCAGCCCCUGAUACGGAGUGUCGCCUCCCAACGCAAGAUCUUGUCGGCAUAACGCUCGCCUUCCACGGCGCGAUGCAAUGUGUUUCGUUGCCUUGCAGGAGCUAGGCAGGGCUCUGUUUCUGUGGCCCCCUCGCCCGGCUGCCAAUUUUAGGUGGUACGGCCGAAAAGCUGUUACAAGGCGCCAGUAGUAAAGGCGCACGAUGCCAUAUUCUCGUGCCUCCUGUAUUUUGCAUCAAUAGACCUUCUCUGCGCAUUUGUCUGCCACUGGCCCAAGUGCGAUUACUGUUCCAUCUUUCUCUGGCAUCUAAAUCUCACAUCUUUCUCUUUCUCCUUGUAGUCACGGUUGGCCAGCCUACUCUUGAGUUGUG
Trichoderma atroviride IMI 206040 is the source of this 751-nucleotide messenger RNA. The record is from RefSeq and is a predicted model, not a curated record. Lineage: Eukaryota; Fungi; Ascomycota; Sordariomycetes; Hypocreales; Hypocreaceae.